UGAUCUGACUAGACCCAACACAAGAUUACACACAUCUCUCUUUGAUGAUCGUCUCCUACAUCUGAUCCGAAGCGAAGACCGAACUCUCACCGGUGAUUUCAAUGGGGUUCAAGUUCAUCCUGAACGCACUGUGUCGUUCCACGACGACGUGCGGCUCUUCCUUCGCAUGGUGUUCAUCUUGCCAGCCGCCGCCGCUCGGCUACCGCCGCACGCCUCGCGGCGUGUCCGCCAUGCUCGCCGCCAUGAUGCUCGGUGGACUGGCCUUGGGACUACUCGCCCCGACCAUGCUCGCGUUCGUCAAGUCAACAGCGUCCAAAAUAUUCCGCAAACCCGCCACGACAGCCAAGAGGGAGGAGACGAGCGACCCGGAAGCAGCCGAGACGAGCGGCGGCGACGCGCCGUCACCGGCCGGCGAGGAGUACGAGGUGUUCCUGAGCUUCAGGGGGCCCGACACUCGCACCGGGUUCACCGAUUGCCUCUACCACGACAUGCUCGGCGCCGGAAUCCGCGUCUACCGAGACGAUGAGGAGCUUCGCGUCGGCAGGGAGAUCGGCGGCGAGCUCAUGCGGGCGCUCGACGUGUCCAAGAUCUACGUGCCCAUCUUCUCCAAGGACUACGCGUCGAGCUCGUGGUGCCUCCGCGAGGUCGCCCACAUGGUGGACUGCGCGGGGAGGUCGAAGGGGAAUAAGGAGAUCUUGCCGGUGUUCUUCGAUGCGUCGCCUGCGGAUGUGAAGCUCAGGACUGGGUUGUACAGGAAUGCCAUGGCCAAGCACAGGAAGAAGUUUGGGGCUGUGGAAGUGAAGAGGUGGGAGGAUGCUCUUGUGGAAGUUGCUGAAUUGAAGGGAUGGGACCUCAAAACUAGAGGGCAUGGGGAAGCUAUUAAGUCGAUCAUCCGAGAGGUUUUGUUUAAGUUGAAGAUAAAACAUAAGUAUGUGAUGAAUCAGUUGGUUGGAGUGGAUGAUCAUGUAGAAGACAUAAUGAAGCUGUUGGAUGUUGACUGUGAAGGUGUUCGUUUUGUUGGUAUUCACGGGAUGGGCGGUGUUGGCAAAACAACUCUUGCAAAGGUUGUCUUCAACCAGCUCUGUUCGUACUUCGAUGAUUGCUGCUUUCUUGGAGAUGUUCGAGAAUCAUCAGAAAAAGGGGGCCUAGUAAAUUUGCAGAAACAGUUAUAUUCUGACAUUCUUGACUCUAGAUUCGUGGACAACAUUCAUGACAUUGAUGAUGGGAUUAACCAGAUCGGGACGAGAUUUCGCAGCAAAAAGGUCCUCAUCGUUUUGGAUGAUGUGGAUAGAGAAGAACAACUAGAGAAGCUAGCAGGGGCACGAGAUUGGUUUGGUUCAGGAAGUAGGAUAAUCAUUACAACCAGGAAUGAAAUUACUUUAAAAGUCCUGGAUGAGGUUUUGAUAUAUGAAUUAAAGGAACUGAAUUUUGAUCAAGCUCUCAAGCUUUUCUGUAUACAUGCUUUUAGAAAAGACGCUCCACCGUAUCAAUAUGAUACUCCUGCAUCAGAAAUUGUUGUCACAACUGGAGGGCUUCCUUUGGCUCUUGAGGUCAUAGGCUCGUUUCUCUAUCGCCAACCGGAAGAGAUCUGGAAAGAGACUGUGGAGAGGUUAGCAAGAAUACCUCAUAAGGAUGUUCGACAGCAGUUGAUGAUCAGUUAUGAAGCAUUAGAAGAUGAGGAAAAGCAUAUUUUUCUUGACAUUGCAUGUUUUUUCAUCAACGACACAAAAAAGACAAAUGCAAUUUACAUGUGGGAAGCUUGCAAUUUUUUUCCUGAGACUGGGAUUCAGGUUCUUAUGCAAAUGUCUUUGGUAAAGAUUGUCAAUGGUGAUACAAUAUGGAUGCACGAUCAGCUCAAAGAUCUUGGGAGACAAAUUGUUCAGAGGGAAUGCUUGCAUGAUCCUGGAGAGCGUAGCAGGGUGUGGGUUUGCGAGGAAGCCGUCGACAUUGUAAGAACAAAACAGAGAAAGAAAAAAGUUCAGGCACUCAUAUUAUCUGGAAGUCAAUUUCAACCACUUGUAAUUACACAUGACGAACUUAGUAGGUUACCCAACUUAAGGUUCCUUGAAUUAGAGGAUGGAACCUUUGUCGGAGACUUUGGGGAUAAUUUUUCGAAGUUAAGAUGGAUUUCUUGGCAUUCUCCUAGGCCACUUGAUCUUGAGGUAACCAAUCUAUCUAUAAAGAAUUUGGUUGUCUUUGAGAUCUUUUCAGGCAGCAUCACAGAUGACUGGAGUGGAUGGAGCCUAAUCAAGAUGGCAAAAAAUUUGAAAGUUCUUAACCUCAGAGGUUGCCAAGGCAUAACUAGGACACCGGACUUCUCUGGAUGCUCGAGUCUAGAGAGGGUGAGUUUCUAUAAUUGCAUAAACUUGGUUGAAAUUGACCGCUCCAUUGGGAAGCUAAAGCACCUGAUUCACUUAAAUCUUAAAGAGUGCAUCUCUCUUAAGGAUUUGCCUGAAGAAAUCGGAAGGCUUAUAAAUCUGAAGCACUUCGCUUCCAGUGGAUGUUUUCAGAAACUCCCAGAUUCAUUUGGGAAAUUGACAUCACUAAAGGAGUUGGAUCUGUCAAACAUACAAAUUGACUGCCUUCCUGAGUCAAUUGGUGAUAAGAAGUUUCUAGCUGUCCUUAAUCUAAGGUACACACAAAUUAGGAAACUUCCAGAGACUAUUGGGAAGCUUGUGAAACUCGAGUCUCUUUCUCUCUUUGGGUGCUUAAAGUUGGAAAAGCUCCCGGACUCAAUUGGGAAGCUAGAGUCUUUGCAGGAGUUGAAUCUAUCCAGUACUAAAAUUGUUGAGUUACCAGAUUCGAUUGGAAAUCUGAAGAAAUUGAAAGUGAUAUCGAUGGAAAAUACUCCAAUAAGGAAAUUGCCCAGUACUAUUGGAAUGUUAAAGAAUCUGGAAGAGCUACAUGCUAGUGAUUGUGAAGAAUUAAGUGGUGAAAUUCCGAGAGAAAUUGGCGCAUUGUCCUAUUUGAAAGUCCUUGAGCUAUCAGAUGCCCAUAUUUCUGGAGUGCCAACCACAAUCAAUUAUGUUCCCCACCUUGAAAGACUGGACUUGACAGGUUGUAAUGAGGUUCAAGAAUUGCCAGAGCUUCCAAAAAGUCUGAUCUAUCUCCAUUUUCGAUCAUCAGCAUUGCGUAUAGUUCCAGAUCUCUCAAACUUGACUAAUCUGGUCGAUUUGCUCUUAUCUGAUGGCUCUGAAGAUGUGGUUCAAGCUUCAUCGGAACUGUUGCCGAGUUCUAGCUUAGGGUGGAUUAGGGGGUUAUCCAAACUGAAGAAGUUGGAAUUGUCCCUUUCUAAUAUCCCUGCACCACCGACUGAGUUUGGUUCUCUUCCUCGUCUAAAUGAGCUUAUUUUAUGUGGAUUAGACCUGCAAUCUAUCACACAGCUUCCACCUUCCUUAUCGGAGCUGCAACUUGUUCAUUUCAACUCAACAGUAUCUUGGUCAAUCUUUUCCAACUUGAAAAACUUGUCAAAGUUACGACUUUCUCAGUCGCAGCUUCAAGAAAUUGAACUCAGUGGACUCGAACAACUGAGAGCAUUGACAGUGAGUAAAUGUGAAUUCCUUGAGAGGUUUUUCAUCCCAGGAAGCUUAAAGAAGCUUAAAGAAUUGUGGGUAUUAGAAUGUCCACGGCUAGUUGAGAUUGAAGGUCUGGAGGCCCUAGAGUCCUUGGAAGAAAUGUAUGUACAGUAUUGUGAUUCCAUUGAAAGGUUAUACGGACUAUCAAACUCGAAGUUGCUGAAGCUUUUGGAUAUAUCAGACUGCCAUGAGCUUCGUGCUGUUGAGGGCCUCAGCGGGUUAGAAUCUUUGAAUGCAUUACUUGUUCUUGAGUGCAGUUCACUGGAGAAACUAAUUAUUCCAUCAAGCUUAGAGAAGCUAAAACAGUUGGAGGUGUCAGGAUGUCCGAAGCUGAUUGAGAUUCCUGGUCUUGGUGCAUUGGAAUCAUUGGAGACUUUAGUUAUUGAAAAGUGUCAAUCUAUUAGCCAACUAUGUGAUUUAUCAAACUUACAGAUGCUGAAGUCUUUGUCAAUCGAUGGAUGCCAUGAGCUACAAGCUAUUGAUGGUGUUGACGAGUUAGAAUCGUUGCGUGAGUUCAAUGUUUUUAAUUGUCGGAAACUGGAAGCUCUGAUGGAUGUAUCAAACACGAAGAUACCUGAUGAGUGCCUGAUAACAAUUCGAAAGUGUCGGAAGUUACACAGGCACGGUUAUCCUAAUGUUGAGGACCUUCCGUGCAGGGAUUACAAAGACAUGAUUAUUGUGAUGACAAACUCUCCUACGGAGUCACUCCCUUUAGAGACAUCAGAUGAGGGAGAGGUUGAAACGGAUGAUGAAGCGGAAGAAUUGGAGGUGGCUAGAGAUAGCUCUGAUGGUAAUAACUCACCUAUCAUCAUAACUUCUCAAGAGCUUGAUACUGAGCUUCGUUCAUCCACAAGCUAUCCGGACGAAGAGACUCCCGUUGUAAGCGAUGUUGAAACCCCAAUAUGACCACAAGCUUUAACGAUCGCACCAGGGAGCUCCACCUUUAGUUUCUUUCUACUCGGGGAAAGGAAGGAAUAAAGGCAUCUUGUAUCCCUAGACUUUUCCAAAUUAUUUACUUAGGUCUUUGAAUAUUUUUUUGUGCAAUUGUAUCCUUUAAGUUUAAGGUUUUUUAUUCGAGUUGAUCCAUUUGUUAAAAUAGAAACAGAAAUGUUGGCCUGGACUGAUGACUCAUUGACUCCACAUCAAUGUUGACUAAACAAGUUGGUGGU
Messenger RNA from Syzygium oleosum, 4744 nucleotides. RefSeq names its product disease resistance protein RUN1-like. Gene Ontology annotation, biological process: signal transduction; defense response. Gene Ontology annotation, molecular function: protein binding; ADP binding. The coding region runs from base 102 to 4481 and encodes 1459 amino acids. The record is from RefSeq and is a predicted model, not a curated record. The transcript is spliced from 6 exons. Lineage: Eukaryota; Viridiplantae; Streptophyta; Magnoliopsida; Myrtales; Myrtaceae.